AUGGCAGGAGAGUCCGUCGGGCUCGACUCCCUGGGCCCACAGGAGCUAGCUGAGGUGGGGAAGCAGCUGGAAGGCGAGAUCAAUGGAUUCAUCCAGAAUGCUCUCACCUUGCAGCAGACGGCGGGGAAGUUUGCCGCUGCAGGGCAGUCGGUAGAGUACCUGCAAGGGCAGAAAAAAGGUCAGCCCCUUCUCCUCCCCCUCACCGAAUCUCUGUACGUAUCUGGGACCUUAGAGUCUGUGGAAAGCGUGCUCCUGGAGAUUGGUACCGGGUAUUUCGUCGAGCGUGAUCUGGAGGGCGGCAUUGACUACUGCCGCAGGAAGGUGCUGCUCGUGAGGGACAAGACGGAGCAACUGUCUCAGCUCAUCAAGUCCCGGCAAACAGCGCUGGCUCAGGUGAACGCUCUUCUAGAGCAGAAGGUGGGCGGUCAGGCAGGCCAGGCCUGA
Molecule: messenger RNA, 444 nt
Organism: Auxenochlorella protothecoides
Lineage: Eukaryota; Viridiplantae; Chlorophyta; Trebouxiophyceae; Chlorellales; Chlorellaceae
Product: putative prefoldin subunit 5
Exons: 4
Coding region: 1-444 (147 amino acids)
Biological process (GO): regulation of DNA-templated transcription; protein folding
Cellular component (GO): cytoplasm; prefoldin complex
Source: RefSeq, a predicted model, not a curated record